Messenger RNA from Leptosia nina, 1998 nucleotides. NCBI's taxonomy places the organism in Eukaryota, Metazoa, Arthropoda, Insecta, Lepidoptera, Pieridae. The record is from the annotation of a GenBank genome assembly.
AUGGGUGGUGCAGUGAGCUCAGGUCGUGAUAAUAAUGAACUAAUCGAUAAUUUAAUGACUGAAAACUACAUACGCACCAGAACAGUGGAAAAAGUAUUUCGGGCUCUAGAUAGGGCUGAUUAUAUGACACCAGAUGCACGGGAUCAAGCAUAUAAAGACCUUGCGUGGCGAAAUGGAUUACUUCAUCUGUCUGCACCAUGUAUAUACUGUGAGGUGAUGGAGGGAUUGGAGUUAACGCCGGGCCUGUCCUUCCUCAAUAUUGGCUCGGGCACAGGCUAUCUCAGUACCUUGGUUGGUCUUAUCUUGGGGUCAUCUGGCAUCAGCCACGGUGUAGAACUGCAGCCGUCUACAGUGGAGUAUGCUAUGAUGAAGUUGCGCCAGUUUAUUGAAUGUUCUCCAAUACUUGAUGACUUGGAUUUUUGUGAGCCCAAAUUUUUUACAGGCAAUGGAUUAACACUCGCUCCCUUACAAUGUGGAUAUGAUCGUGUUUAUUGUGGUGCCGGUUGCCCGGAAGAAUAUGAAAGUUAUUUUAAAAACCUUAUCAAGGUGGGUGGUAUUUUAGUGAUGCCAAUCAAUGACACUUUACAACGAGUAAAACGUGUCUCCGAAGACAAGUGGGUUACACGUAGUGUACUAAAUGUCUCUUUUGCAACACUCCAUGUGCCGAGACAAAAUGAAGCCAUUGACCAACUUAAACUAGCCGACCUGGUUCCUCCGAGUCUACAAUGUUUGGCUCGUGCUCGUAUUCGCUUGUCGAUGCAAGAGUCCUUAGUAAGACGUCAUCCCGAGUUGAAGGAAAGACCUUGGCGUCGGCCACAAGCUCGCCUCAAUUGUGCAAGAAGAAUCUGUAUACCCAUAGAACCAGCCGAUGAUGUUCAGAAUCUUCUACACGAUCUUGACGAGGAAAGUGGUGCUAAUGAAAUGAAUGCUCUACUGAGUUUAGUCAUAAGCAUGGGGCGCAACAGAAUGGCCGGUUCCGUACGGUUCGACCGUGUCGCAAGACGUGGCUCGGACAAUAAUGAUUCUAGUCAGCAAGACGAAGACAAUGAUGCGUCAUCAGACAAUGACACGGUCGAUAAUAAUCCUACGGCAGACGAAAUUCCCGCUUCUACUACCAACUUAGAAAAUGACGCCAAAGGAGAGAAUAAGACUGACUCACAAAUUAAGAAAUCUAAUGAAGACGAUAAAGAGCAUUCGAAAAAUUUAAAAGAUGAGGAUAGUGAUAGUGAUUCUCAGAGUGAUAGUUCAGCUUCUUUGGGGGGUCUUAAAGCUAAGUUACAACAAUUGACAGCUAAUAGGGACAGCACACACCUCGCAAGGAUUAAAAUGCUCAGUGAAAAGUUAACUAGAGAUAUCGGUAUAGCCUCUACGUCCAAUUUUGAAGGCGAGAACGGACGCGAGAGGAACGACCCCAAAAUGCAAGUAAUCUCUGUACUAGGAGAUGACAGCAGUGAAGACUCUGAUGAGAACGAUUAUGAUAAUGAGAAUGGUCUAUAUGGAAUACCGUCCGAAGUGAUCUUCACAGCAAAGAGUGAAAUGGAGGAACCUGGUACAUCUGCUGCAAAGGACGAUAAGCCACUUGAAAAAUCGUGCAAUACUAAUGUUCGCGAAAGUAAGCCCAAACGACAGAAGCUGGAUAGUGGGAUCGGAGAAAACACUCCCACGGAGGAAGAGAAAUCCGGAGAGAGUCAAGGUUCGGGUAGUGACGAUAACUCCAACAGUUGGAUGGACAUUGAACCUGAGUUUUCGCCGCUUCCUGGAGAUCGCCGUCGUCGGUCGGACGCUUUGAGGUCGACGGACGAUAUGUGGCCUCCGUCGUACGAGGAGAUGAUGCCCUUCCACGAGGAGCAAAGGCAAACGGUGCGCAUGCGACGAAAUCGGGAUGACAUUCGCUGGGCUCGUCUCUCGGUGGCGAUGAAACAGAGCAUCAAUGAGUUGCCGCUGCCGCAUUCGCUUAGGAAGUUCGUGAAUUUGGGUCGCUGCUACGAGUUCGAAUAG